This is a messenger RNA of Rubroshorea leprosula, 1473 nucleotides long. Lineage: Eukaryota; Viridiplantae; Streptophyta; Magnoliopsida; Malvales; Dipterocarpaceae. The record is from the annotation of a GenBank genome assembly.
CUAAAUUCUGGUAUUAGAUAUGGUUUUUGCUCAUUCCUUCCAGAAUAAUAAUCAUCUUUUCAUAUUUAAGAGAAAUAAAUAUUUUUUCCCUAGUUCUACUUACAAGAGAAGUGUAAUUAGCCCUUUCAUUUGGGAAAGCAAGAGAAACAACACAAAGAAAUCAUUAGCAGGUGACUGGAUACAAGUGAUUGAUGGAGGACGAAUAUGAAGCAGCCGAAUUUCUUUCCAUUCGGAUAGAUGAAAAGCUUUCAUCAUUUUCAACAGUCUCAUCAUCUGGGUGUAAAAUUUGCAGAGUACCUAAUCCGCUACGCCAGAUAAAUGAAAAGGCCUACGAACCUCAUAAAAUCUCAAUCGGCCCUUAUCAUCAUGGAAAAGAUCAUUUGAAAGGCAUGGAAGCGCGCAAAAUGCAUUAUCUAAAAAGGCUUCUUCAAAGAAGAGAGGAGACUAGCGUGCAGAGAUAUGUGAUGGCUUUGAAAGAUAAGGAAGAAAAGAUUCGCGAAUGCUAUGCAGAACCUCUGGAUCAUAUUGAUGGAGAUGCACUUGUAGAAAUGAUGCUCCUUGAUGGCAGCUUCAUCAUUGAGCUAAUCCGCGAGAAUCAGAUUUGGAAAUUUAGAGAACUCCGAAAAAAUAAUGAUGAUUUUCCAAAUUUCAACGUGGUAAGCGUAACCCGUGAUUUGUUACUGGUGGAAAAUCAGCUGCCAUUCUUUGUACUUUUGGAGCUGUUUCAUUUGAGUACUCUGGUGCCCAAUCAAGCGAAUGAGAUUGAGUUCAUUCAUAGGGCUCUAGAUUUCUUCUCUGGAAUGAUACCAGGCCCUGGAAUUCAAAAUUCUGAGGUAAUCUCUGCCCAAAAAACCAAGAAUCUACUCGGCUUAGUGCAUGAUAGCUGGCUUCCUUCACCUGAAGUAAAAGAUAGUUACGGGGAAAAUUCAGCAGUAUAUGGUGAAUGGAAUUUAACACGUAAUGCAACAGAGCUCAAAGAGGUAGGAAUCAAGUUCAAGAAGAUGAAUGGGGAUGAGGAGAAGAGCUUGUUUGAUAUAAAGUUUGAGAACGGUGUACUGUGGAUGCCAACCAUAAGAAUGGAAGAGAAUGCAGACUGCAUCCUUCGUAAUUUGAUUGCCUACGAACAAGGUCACAACGACUGCCAAAGGUAUGUCACUGAUUAUGUCACAUUCAUGAAUUGCUUGAUUAACACCGGGAAGGAUGUCGAGUUACUCCGUUACUCUGGAAGUCUUGUUAAUGGGUUAGGUGAUGAUGGAGUUGUUGCCACCAUAUUCAACAGGCUAUGCCACUCAAUUGAGUUAUCCGAUUAGAACUUCAACUCGAAGAUAUUUAUCAAUGUGUGGAAACAUCCGCCUUAACCUUGUGAAACCCUUUCCAUGUUACUUAAGGGACGAAUUAUUAUCACCACCUAAACUCGUCAUCAAUUAAAUAAAUAAAUACACAAAUGCUCAACAAUAAAUAGUAAUUGAGUAA